Molecule: messenger RNA, 1444 nt
Organism: Salpingoeca rosetta
Lineage: Eukaryota; Choanoflagellata; Craspedida; Salpingoecidae
Exons: 9
Coding region: 197-1030 (277 amino acids)
Biological process (GO): iron-sulfur cluster assembly
Cellular component (GO): cytoplasm
Molecular function (GO): iron-sulfur cluster binding
Source: RefSeq, a predicted model, not a curated record
CUCGACAAUCCACCGCAAUAGAUGACACCAUAAUUGCGUCAAGACAGCAGCAGCCACGACAACAACAACGCCAAAACCAGCACCACCAGCACCAGCUCAGAUCUCCAGUCUCACAUCAGAUCACCUCCCCUCCCUCCAUUGUCUGCCAAGCGUCUCUGUUCCUCUUCGUCCCUCUUCUCGCCUGCUUUCACACACGAUGGCAUCUCACGUCGCCCAAGGCCAGCGCGUCCUGCUCGUGACGAGCGCUGGUGCCUCUCAGGAGGCCGUGGAUGCGCUUGCAGCGCAGCUGCGUGAUGUCGUGGGUGCAGAUGGCAACGUCACCCUCCAACCACAAGACUCCCUCUCAUCAGCAUCCUUGAGUGCGGCGUCAUAUGACGUGGUGCUGUGCGGGUUCCCCAUCGCUUGCACUACCACGUACACUAGUGAGCAGCUCUCUGCUCUCGCCAAAGCCGCCAUCGCUGCCGGCAAGGUUCACGUCUGCGAGAACGCAGGCCGCUCUGCCGACGAUGUUGCGGCGGCCCUCAAGUUUGCGGGCUUUGUCGAUGUGUCCACAACCAGCGCAGACGUGGGCGGCGUCAAGGCGUCGUGCAGCACACCCGACUACGCGGUGGGCUCGUCCGCGCAGCUCAAGCUUUCCUUUGGCAAGAAAGCGCCGGCGCCGAGCGAGCAGACCAAGGCCGUGUGGACUCUUGACGGCGGCGACGACGACGAUCUGUUCCAAGAUGACGGCGAGGAGUUCCUUGAUGAGGUCGACAUUGCAAUGGCGUCCACAGCGCCAGAACGGGAUGACUGCGAGGUGACGGGCGGGUCGCGAAAGGCGUGCAAGAACUGCACGUGCGGCCGCGCUGAUGCAGCAGCCGAGGACAGCGCGCCCAACGACACAGCCGCACCCGUCGCUGCUUCGUCCUGCGGCAACUGCUAUCUUGGGGACGCGUUCCGGUGUGCGACGUGCCCGUAUCUUGGGAUGCCGGCCUUCAAGCCUGGGGAGCAAGUCAAGCUCUCCACCCGUCAGCUCAAGGCCGACGCGUGACGCGACGCUGUUGUGCACUUGGGCAGGCCAGGCUGCAUGACCCGCCAAGCUGCUGUGGUUGUUUUUCAGCGUGUGUGUGCGUGUGCGUGUGCGUGUGUGUGUAUGUGUAUGUGUAUGUGUAUGUGUAUGUGUGUAGUGUAUGUGUAUGUGUGUGUGCUUUUCCCUUGUGUGUCAUUAUCGCCUACGAUUACGAUUGCCGUCACCCUCCUCCCCUUCCCCCCCCCCAUUCCUUUCUCUCCAACCCGUAUUUUUCCUAACGACACAUUCGCUGCGUGAGCAGAUUGUUUAAAGAGAAUCGACUUGCGUGACAAGUCAACUCCAGGAAGCGUGAGCCAAACCAACCACAACUGAACAGAACACACUAAUGUGCAAGCGCUAGAGCAGCUUGCAUCUUGCAAAUACAUACAUCAUCUG